UAGUGUGAGCGCCGGACGGGCGGGGGGAGGAGGGCAAUCUCCCGCCAUUUUUCAAUAAUUUCCUCCGGGGCUGCCGAGGAGUCGCGGCGAAGGCUGGAUUCCGGGGCUUUGGGCAGUGCUCCGCGAGAGACCGGCAAACCCAAGGGGAAGUGCGGCGGCGGCGGCGACGACGACGGCUGCAGCGGCGUGGGGGAGGGCUUCUCACCCCCCUCCCGAGGGUCUUUCCCGUAGCGGCCUCCGCGCCGGCGGGGCUAGAGCGAAGAGAAUCGGGGCUCACGCCUCCCCCCGCCCCGGAGGGAGGGAGGGAGGGAGAGCGAGCGCGCGCAGGAGAGCGCGCGAGAGCAGCUCGCUCCGGGCCGAGAGCUAGGCCUAGCGUCGCGCGCCGGCCGGGGCUCGCGGAGCAGCCGCCCCCCUCCCUCUCCCUGCGCUCUUCUCCCUCCUCCCCCUCCCCUCCGGGCCGGCCUCGGUCCCGCUCCGGCUCGGGCUCGGGCUCGGGCUCGGGCCGGGCCCGGCUCCCGCCGCCGCGAUGGCGCCGCUGCUGGGCCGCAAGCCGUUCCCGCUGGUGAAGCCGCUGCCCGGAGAGGAGCCGCUCUUCGUCAUCCCGCACACGCAGGAGGCCUUCCGGACCCGGGAAGAGUAUGAGGCCCGCCUGGAAAGAUACAGUGAACGUAUUUGGACCUGUAAGAGCACGGGGAGCAGCCAGCUGACUCACAAGGAGGCUUGGGAGGAAGAGCAGGAAGUUGCUGAGCUCUUGAAGGAGGAGUUCCCUGCCUGGUAUGAGAAGCUUGUGCUGGAGAUGGUCCACCACAACACCAUCUCCUUAGAGAAGUUGGUCGAUACUGCCUGGCUUGAGAUCAUGACCAAGUAUGCUGUGGGGGAAGAGUGUGACUUUGAGGUUGGAAAGGAAAAAAUGCUCAAGGUAAAGAUUGUGAAAAUUCAUCCUUUGGAGAAGGUGGAGGAGGAGACUUCUGAGAAGAAAUCGGAUGGUGCCUGUGAUUCUCCAUCAAGUGACAAAGAGAACUCUAGUCAGGUGGCCCAGGAUCAUCAGAAGAAGGAUCCGGUCAUAAAAGAGGAUGAAGGCAGGAGAGAUAGUAUCAGUGACAGAGCACGCAGGUCUCCUAGAAAACUUCCUACCUCCUUAAAGAAAGGGGAAAAGAAAUGGGCCCCUCCAAAAUUUCUGCCUCACAAAUAUGAUGUCAAACUGCAAAAUGAAGAGAAGAUCAUCAGCAAUGUCCCCGCAGACAGCUUGAUUCGCACGGAGCGGCCGCCCAACAAAGAGAUUUUGCGGUACUUUAUUCGCCACAACGCUCUCCGUGCUGGCACAGGUGAAAACGCACCUUGGGUAGUGGAGGAUGAAUUGGUAAAGAAACAUGCCCUGCCGAGCAAGUUCAAUGACUUCUUACUUGACCCAUACAAGUACAUGACUCUUAAUCCUUCUACAAAGAGGAAGAAUAUUGCAUCUCCUGAUAGGAAGCCCUCUAAGAAGCUCAAGACUGAGAGCUCUUCAGUGAACCAGGUGCUGAAUCCCACAUUAUGGUGUCAUGUUCACCUAAAGAAAUCCUUGAAUGGCUCCCCCCUAAAAGUGAAGAACUCAAAGAAUUCCAAGUCCCCUGAGGAACAGCUGGAGGAGAUGAUGAAGAUUAUGUCUCCUGGGAAAUUAAAUACCACAUUUCACAUUCCUAAAAAGGGUCCCAUCUCCAAAAAGUUAGGGAAGAAUGGGGACAAACCCUUGAAAACAAAGGGUAGGAGCAAAGGCAUUUUAAAUGGACAGAAAUCUCCAGGAAAAUCCAAGUCCCCCAAAAAGGGCAUGAAGACGCCCAAAACCAAAAUGAAGCAGAUGACCCUCCUGGACAUGGCCAAGGACCAGAAAAUGACUCGGACUCCUCGGAGCUCUGGGGGCACACGGGCUUCCAGUAAGCCACACAAGCACCUCCCUCGCGCCCUCCACCUCAUUGCCUACUACAAGGAGAACAAAGACAGGGAAGACAAGAAGAGUGCCCUGUCCUGCGUCAUCUCCAAAACGGCCCGUUUGCUCUCCAGCGACGAUCGGGCCCGCCUUCCUGAAGAGCUCCGAGUUUUGGUUCAGAAGCGCUAUGAGCUUCUGGAGCACAAGAAGAAAUGGGCCUCGAUGUCUGAAGAGCAGCGGAAGGAGUAUUUGAAAAAGAAACGAGAGAGUUUGAAGGAGAAGCUCAAAGAGAAAGCCAGAAGGAAAGAGAAAGAAAUGUUGGAGAGACUGGAGAAGCAGAGGCGCUAUGAAGACCAAGAGCUGACAGGCAAGAGCCUGCCCUCUUUCCGGCUGGUAGAUACCCCCGAAGGGCUCCCCAACACCCUCUUUGGGGAUGUUGCUAUGGUGGUUGAAUUCUUGAGCUGUUACUCUGGGCUGCUUCUGCCUGAUGCCCAGUACCCCAUCACUGCAGUGUCCCUCAUGGAGGCCUUGAGUGCUGACAAGGGAGGCUUCUUGUACCUCAACAGAGUGCUGGUCAUCCUUCUACAAACCCUGCUCCAGGACGAGAUUGCUGAGGACUAUGGGGAGCUGGGGAUGAAGCUCUCUGAGAUCCCCCUGACACUGCACUCUGUUUCUGAGCUCGUUCGUCUCUGUUUGCGCAAAACGGACGUGCCUGAGGAGAGUGAGGGCUCGGACACAGUUGAUGAAAACAAAGAGACAGCCGUCUUUGAGGACAAUGAGGUCCAGGAUGAGUUUCUGGAGAAGCUCGAGACCUCUGAGUUCUUUGAGCUAACAUCAGAGGAAAAGCUGCAGAUCCUAGCUGCCCUCUGCCACCGGAUCCUCAUGACCUACUCUGUGCAGGAACCACAUGAGGCUAAGCCAAUGUCAGCAGAGCUGUGGAAGGAGCGACUUGCUGGCCUGAAGGAGGAGAAUGACAAGAGACGUGCUGAGAAGCAGAAGCGAAAGAGAUGGAAGCCAAAAAACAGAGAGAACGGGAAGGAAGAGAGCGGACUAGCCAGAUCUGAGCGAAAAAAAGAUGUGGCCAAGAUAGAGCCCCCGGUGGAGGCGGAGGGAGACAUGAUCAGUGCUGUGAAGAGCAGGCGGCUGCUGGCCAUCCAGGCCAAGAAGGAGCGAGAGCUUCAGGAGCGUCAGCUUCGAGUCAAAUUAGAGCGAGAAGCUGAAGAGGAGAGAAUCCGGAAGCACAAAGCGGCUGCUGAGAAGACCUUCCAGGAGGGAAUCGCCAAGGCCAAGCUGGUCAUGCGUAGGACCUCCCAUUGGCACGGACCGAACCACAACAGGUGGGUACUGCUAUUUUCAGAUGAAGUUCCUGGAUUAUUCAUCGAGAAGGGCUGGGUACACGAUAGCAUAGACUACAGAUUCACCCCGCCUCGAAAAGAACGCUCAGAACUGUCCGAUGAAGAUUGCAAUCCCCGAAGUAAAAAAACAAGCCUAGGGAAGAAUGCAGGCGUGACCCCCCACCCCGGCUGUGCAACAGAAGGUUCCGUCGAGAGCACUGUACCCAAGCAAGGACAGAACUUGUGGUUUUUAUGUGAUGGCCAAAAGGAACUAGAUGAAUUGCUGAACUGCCUCCACCCUCAGGGAAAGGAAAGCCAGCUGAAGGAGAGACUGCAGAAGAGGGACAUCACCCAUUCUAUCCACCUGGCCAGGAAAACAGAACCUGGCCUGAAAUCCUGUGAUGGCAACCAGGAACUCCUCAACUUCCUACGCAGCGACCUCAUGAGGUGGCAACUCGAUUGCAAAAAGGGGGGCCUUGGUUAUGUUGAGGAGACAUCUGAGUUUGAAGCCAGGGUCUUCUCCCUGGAGAGUCUAAAGGACUUUGGGGAGUGUGUGAUUUCCCUUCAGGCCAGUGUCAUCAAGAAAUUUCUUCAAGGUUUCAUGGCUCCAAAACAAAAGAGAAGGAAACACCAAGAAGAUUCCAUAGCAAAGACUGAGGAAGUAGAUGAAGAAAAGAAAAUGGCAGAAGAAGCGAAGGUGGCUUCAGCCUUGGAAAAAUGGAAGAUAGCCAUCCGAGAAGCCCAGACCUUCUCUCGAAUGCAUGUACUUCUGGGGAUGCUCGACGCCUGCAUCAAGUGGGACAUGUCUGCAGAGAAUGCCAGGUGCAAAGUGUGUCGAAAGAAAGGUGAAGAUGACAAGCUGAUCCUAUGUGAUGAGUGCAAUAAAGCCUUCCACCUGUUUUGUCUGAGACCGGCACUGUAUGAGAUUCCAGAUGGAGAGUGGCAGUGCCCAGCCUGCCAGCCUGCUACUGGUCGACGAAGCUGCAGGGGCAGGAAUUACACUGAAGAUUCAGAUGAUGAGGACGAUGGAGAGGAAGGGGAUUCAGAAGAGGAGGAGGAGGAAGAGGAGGAGGAAGAGGAGGAAGAUUAUGAAGUGGCUGGAGUUCGACUACGACCCCGAAAGCCAGCCCGGGGCAAGCACGGUGGCAUCUCGUCCGGGUCAAGGCCGGGCCGUCGUGCGGGCAAGAAGUUACAUCCUCCCGGGAGACCCCGGCAGAGGGCCCUGCCUGUAGAAGAGGCAGAAGUGGAUGAGCUGGUGCUUCAGACCAAAAGAGGCUCAAGAAGGCAGACCUUGGAGCUGCAGAAGUGUGAAGAGAUCCUCGCCAAGCUCAUCAAGUUCCGAUUCAGCUGGCCUUUCAGGGAGCCUGUGACCACAGAGGAGGCAGAAGAUUACUUUGAGGUCAUCAGCCACCCCAUGGACUUCCAGACGAUGAAGAAUAAAUGCUCGUGUGGCACUUACCGCUCAGUGCAGGAAUUCCUGUCUGACAUGAAGCAGGUGUUUGCCAAUGCGGAGCAAUACAACUGCCAUGGCAGCCACGUGCUGACCUGCCUGGCGAAAACGGAACAGUGCCUCGUGGCCCUGGUGCACAAGCACCUCCCGGGCCACCCCUACGUGCGCAGGAAGCGCAAGAAGCUCCCGGACCAGCCUUUGGAGGGGGAGGCAGGGGACAGUGACCCAGAGCCGCUGGGACAUCCCAGGGGGCGGAAGAGGAAGAAAUAAAAGGCGGCCAAGGACAGUGUCUGGGUGGCGGUGGGGGAGAAGACUGAGCGGGCCUCCCAGGGAGCAGUUCAGAGGGAGGGAGAACCCUGGGGGGGAGCGGCUCUUCUCUGAGGCCCCGCCUCGCUGCCUAGGCCUCGCCGACACGACUGAGAGAACUGAGCGCCUGCUUCCGAUAUAAUAAAUGUUGUUAGGCAAUGUUGGUACUAGGUUGGCUUCUGUGCCCAGAGUGAUCUCAAGAGGGGUGGAACGGGGAUGGGGGCAGGCGCUCUUGCUGCCAUGUUGAGAUUGUUAGGAAGUCAGUGAAAUGCCAAGGUGUUCCCUGCGAGUCCUGCCCCUCCUUGCUGAGAGUUCUCUCCUCCUUUACAGCCCCCGGGGGGCUACCAUAGAGGGCUCCAAUGCCUUCUGCGGCUGCCUGCAGUGCCGAGCCCCCGCUCUUAACCACGGGGAGGGAUUGUUUUGCUCCACAGGACCAAGAGAAACCAGGCCGAUGGGCUGUUGAUUUUAAAAUAUAUAUAUAUAUACAUACAUAUAUAUAUUUAUAUAUGGUCUUGAUUUUUUUGGAACCCCCUCUCCCCCAUCUCUUCCUCCUGCCCCCAGUAGAAGUGGGUACAUCCCCCUGUUAAGAGGUCAGUUCAUUUUUCACCAGCAUCAUGAGACAAUUUGGCUUUGAAGUGAUCUUGGUGGGCCCGAGGGGAUGUUCCCUUCAUCCCUCCACCCCCCAUGCAAUUGAGGCACUUCACUACCCAAAAGACUGGAGGUUCCUGUUCCCUUAGCUGGCUUCUAAUCAUGCAGCCAGUCCUUUCCUUGGAUGAAUCUGGCCUGAGGAGGGAUGUUGGCCCCCAGCCCAUCUCUCAGCCAGACAAGGUUUGGGGAGCAGAACAAAAGCAGGAAGAAUUUGAACGUGUAACUUUUUUAAAAAUUGAUUUUUCUAGUUAUUGAAAGUUGCUUGUUUCAGCAGUGAUAUUGUAUAAAGGACACCUUGUAAAAUAAUUCUGUCGUCUUGCUUUGGCACAUGUACAGGACAAUUUAUAUGAAAGCUGUGUUUGCUUAAUCCUUGUCUCCUUGCGUCCCCCACCCCACCCCCCAGCUCAUUGAAAGCCAGAAGGGGGGGGUCUCCACUCUAGGCCGGUGAGGGGGUCUGUAGUCUUGGCUCCCUGACAGCAAUGCCGCUCUCUUCUCAAGCUCCUUCCUCUGGCCAAGUGAGGAGGCCCUAGACUCCAGCUGGGAGAAUCUGAAGGUGUCAGUGGCCCCCAGAUGGAGAGCUCUUUCCUCCAUGAGUCUUUAGCCCUAGUUGUACUUAGGCAAAACUUUGUAGUCCUGAUUCCCUUUUAUGGCCAACUUUGAUAAAAAAAAAAUACAGAACAGGGUUCAAUUUUUUUAUCAAGUUUGAAUUUGGAAACCGAGUCAAACAGCUCUCGUGUACCUAUUUAAAUAAACCUGCAAAAGUGAUGUAACUCCUAGGAUUUGAGAAUAAAAUCUUUACUACCAAACUGCAAGGUGUGUGUCCCUAUAUAUCUUAUUUCGGGGGCAGAAAAGGAGGUGGCUGAAGUGGAUCGCUGCUCCCACGUUCUUGUCUAGAACUGGAGCCAGUGGUGACAUCCACAGCCUUGUCCUCCCUCCCCACAGGCCCAAUUCUUGUUAACUAUUGAGCAUCCGAUGUUACUUCAGUGACGUCUGAAUUGUAUGUUCCUUUUCCUCUUUGUUUUUGUUUUUAAAAAUUGUCAUUCAGGAGCAAAAGGGCCUGCCAGAGACCAGGCUUGUAAUAAAUUGAAAUUUCAAACAAUAAACGUUA
Messenger RNA from Dromiciops gliroides (monito del monte), 6752 nucleotides. It is a transcript of the gene BAZ1B, whose product is annotated as bromodomain adjacent to zinc finger domain 1B. The record is from RefSeq and is a predicted model, not a curated record. Gene Ontology annotation, biological process: chromatin remodeling. Gene Ontology annotation, cellular component: WICH complex. NCBI's taxonomy places the organism in Eukaryota, Metazoa, Chordata, Mammalia, Microbiotheria, Microbiotheriidae. Gene Ontology annotation, molecular function: protein binding; histone H2AXY142 kinase activity.